This is a messenger RNA of Jaculus jaculus (lesser Egyptian jerboa), 2853 nucleotides long. It is a transcript of the gene Serinc1, whose product is annotated as serine incorporator 1. Bases 122 to 1483 code for a protein of 453 amino acids. The transcript has 10 exons. Lineage: Eukaryota; Metazoa; Chordata; Mammalia; Rodentia; Dipodidae. The record is from RefSeq and is a predicted model, not a curated record. Gene Ontology annotation, cellular component: membrane.
CGUAAUGAGGGCGGUGCGCUCUGCGCCGCCGGAAGUGUCUGCCGGAUUGUAAAUAAGCCCAGAAAAGCCAGGAAGAAACUGUCUCCAUCUUGGCCUGCGCCGGUCUUGCGACGUCGUGGAGAUGGGGAGCGUGCUGGGGCUGUGCUCCGUGGCGAGCUGGAUCCCAUGUUUGUGUGGCAGUGCCCCAUGCUUGCUGUGCCGGUGUUGCCCUAGUGGAAACAACUCUACAGUGACUAGAUUGAUCUAUGCACUUUUCUUGUUUGUUGGCGUAUGUGUAGCCUGUGUGAUGCUGAUACCGGGAAUGGAAGAACAACUAAAUAAGAUCCCUGGAUUCUGUGAGAAUGAGAAAGGUGUUGUUCCCUGUAACAUUCUGGUUGGCUACAAAGCCGUGUAUCGCCUGUGCUUCGGUUUGGCAAUGUUCUAUCUUCUCCUCUCUCUGCUCAUGAUCAAGGUGAAAAGUAGCAGUGACCCUAGAGCUGCAGUACACAAUGGAUUCUGGUUUUUUAAAUUUGCAAUAGCAGUUGCAAUUAUUAUUGGGGCAUUCUUCAUUCCGGAAGGAACUUUUACAACUGUGUGGUUUUAUGUGGGCAUGGCAGGAGCAUUUUGUUUCAUCCUCAUACAGCUUGUCUUACUGAUUGAUUUUGCCCAUUCUUGGAAUGAAUCCUGGGUUGAAAGAAUGGAAGAAGGGAACUCAAGAUGUUGGUAUGCAGCCCUCUUGUCAGCCACAGCUGUGAACUACCUGUUGUCGUUAGUUGCUGUGGUCCUCUUCUUUGUCUACUACACUCACCCAGCCAGCUGCUCUGAAAACAAGGCGUUCAUCAGCGUCAACAUGCUCCUUUGCCUCGGCGCAUCUGUCAUGUCUAUUCUUCCAAAAAUCCAAGAGUCACAGCCAAGGUCUGGUUUGCUACAGUCUUCAGUAAUUACAGUCUACACAAUGUAUUUGACCUGGUCUGCUAUGACCAACGAACCAGAAACAAAUUGCAACCCCAGUCUGCUUAGCAUAAUUGGUUUCAAUACAACAAGCAGUGUCCCAAAGGAUGGGCAGUCUGUGCAGUGGUGGCAUGCCCAAGGGAUUAUAGGUCUCAUCCUCUUCUUGCUGUGUGUGUUUUACUCAAGCAUCCGUACUUCAAACAAUAGUCAGGUUAAUAAACUGACUCUAACUAGUGAUGAAUCAACAUUAAUAGAGGAUGGUGGUGCCAGGAGUGAUGGAUCGCUGGAGGACGGUGAUGAUACUCACCGAGCUGUAGAUAACGAAAGAGAUGGUGUCACUUACAGCUAUUCCUUCUUCCACUUCAUGCUGUUCCUGGCUUCGCUGUACAUCAUGAUGACUCUGACCAACUGGUACAGGUAUGAACCCUCUCGUGAGAUGAAAAGCCAGUGGACAGCAGUCUGGGUGAAGAUCUCUUCCAGCUGGAUUGGCAUCGUGCUGUAUGUUUGGACACUGGUGGCACCUCUUGUUCUGACCAAUCGUGACUUUGACUGAAUGUAACCUGUGGCAUGAAAAUCCCUCUUUGGUUACUGCUUAUUUGAAAUCUCCAGUAUUCCCAGCUUUUGUAAAGUUGUGUAUGUAUGUGUGCUCCUAUGUAACUCCAGUGUGUUUUCCAGCAUGGGUUAGAUUGCAGUGCUUGCCAUUUCAUUCAUUUUCUUGCCAAAUGUGUCACGUGAACUAGAGUUGCAAAGGGAGAAUUUGAGUAUGGUAGCAAGUUAAUAAAAGUGGUUAUUGGUAGAUAUAUCCUCUGUUCUGUACAUGUGACAUUAAAAGUGAAAACAAAAUUGUUUAAUGGUAAAAUUGUGUUUGACCUAAAGUUAUUUUACAAAGCAUGAAUGAAAAUGUGUGGCUGACUUUAAAAGUAUUUGAUGUGUUGCCUUACAGAGGACUACAAAGAAAAGGGUCGGUUAUUCUAAAAUUGUAUAAACAAUUGCUAAACGUGAAAAAUACAGUCACAUUUUGUUAGGAUUUUCCCUUAAUAGGUAGGGAAUGUUCCAUGUUCAGUGAAAAAUAGUAUAGGGUAUGGCUGGAGGUCAACAGAGCCUUCAGAGAAAGAUUAUUGAUGGUGAGUAUUAAAUACUCUGAGAUUGAAAUCUUCCUUGGGUAGAAAGCAUGGCUUUACAAAAUGAAUGUUAUCUAUGUGAACCCAUAUGAAAACUGGUUUCAAGCAGUUGUUAGCUACUCUUAUGACAAGGUUUUAAGAAGGAUAACUAUGGAUUAGAAGAAAGGUGUUAAAAUCAUAGAAGUUGGUUUUGAAUAUCAAAGAUGGGGAAACUUCUAGCAAUAGGAAGAAACUUCAAAAUGCUAUGUUCCAGUGGGUAUUUAGAUCAACAUUUCAUCUGAUUGGCAAAGUUUAGAAAUUCUAAGUCUACCAAAAGUAGCACCAUUCUGACAUUAAAAUAAUUUGUACUGGAAAUACAUGCAUAGCUGAUUGUAUAUGUCAUUAAUGGUGGACAGUUUAUGUGGUAUGCAUUGCUGCUGUCCAGCAUGUUUUUUUCCCUACACUAAGGCCAGGAAGAUGCUGGACUGUUGUAAAAUAAACUCCCACUUACAGUGAAGCUCCAGUGAAGCAAGUUAAAAGUGCUUAUAUAUUUACUGCCAUGUAUUGAGAUAUAUACUUACUCCUUCAACCUGAAAAAUCAAGAAGUAUGAGUUAAUUUAGGUAGAAAAGCCUACUGGUUUGUGUGCCUGAUUAGUGUCUAGUGAGCUUUUAAAAAUCCACAUUUGCUUCUUUAAAAAUAUUUAUUAUUGUGAAUGGAAUAUAACAUUUCACCUUAAUUUCCCACCCUUCUGUGUAUUGAUAUUUUGUUCCAAGUUUGAAUGAAUGUGUUCUAUCUCUAAAUAAAUAAAUUCAAAAAACAUUG